This is a messenger RNA of Dermacentor andersoni, 880 nucleotides long. The record is from RefSeq and is a predicted model, not a curated record. Lineage: Eukaryota; Metazoa; Arthropoda; Arachnida; Ixodida; Ixodidae.
CGUGCGUGCGUGCGUAAGAUAUAGGCGUACGUGUUAAUUUUUGUGUUUGGGGGGAGGUGGCUUUCAGCUAUUCUGAGAUUUAUUGAUAUAUUUCACGGAGUACCCAUCUAAACAAAUGCAAUGAUGCGGUUCAACAUGGUACAACUAGCAAAAGAGCUGAAAUGACGUUUACCAAAAAAAAAAAAAAAUGUGGUGCUCUCUUGCAGACGCCCUAGUCCUGGUUUACAGCUGCUUUGGUGUGCUCGCCAUUCUGUCAGCCUACGUGAUCGCCUAUUGCUCCUGCAGCCUUGGCAAAGCCUACGCCAUCACGUUGGUCGUAUACGCUGUCGUAGGUUCGCUGUGCAUGGAGGCGUGCCUGUUCUUGGCGACGACGGUCGGCAGCGAGGACGCGUGGCCGCUGUGCACCGCUCUGCCGCCGUGCGCGGUGCCCGUGGCAGUCCUCAAGGUGAUCGUGCUCGAGUGGGUGCGCCUCACCUGCGAGCACAUGGCCGCCACGCCGGUCGAGAACACCACGGCGCUGCGCGCGCUGUGCAGGGACGCCCGCGACUACCGCAUCACGUACCGCGAGGAGUUCUUCGUCGGGCUCCUCAAGCUGCCCGUGGACAUGUGCUGCGCCGCGCUCACGGAGGGGGCUCCGUCCGUGUCGUGGAGCCCGCUCGAGCUGAACCCGGCCGCGGUGGGCACGGAGCUGUGCCUGCUGGCUGCAUACGUGCUGCUGCUCUUCGCUUACAUCAGCUGCCGCGACUCGGGACGACUCUUCUGCACCGAGUCGGCAGGGACGCCAGACCACCGAAAGCUGCCAAGGAAGGACGUGCCGGAAGUAGAAGCGCAGGUCGGAGGAAGCACUGAGCGCCUGCUGUACUUGAAGAACAAGUACUGA